UCAUUACCCCCAAAUAAUCAAUAUAGGCCGAUCAAGAUUGAACUCGCACGGCACCACCCGCCUGCCUGCCGCCAUCUCCAGCCGUAAUUGGAGAGAAAAAGGGGAAGUGAGAGAUAUCGAGGGCUGUUAGUUGGGAUCGCAAUACAAAUUCAAGAUUAAGCUCUUCCUUCAUUUUUGAGGACAAUUUAUUAAUACAGAAAUCUUGCGAGCUCAAAAGGAGUUUUUCUUCAUCUGAUAAAAGGGAUGUCGCAGAAAUUCUCUGCCACACUCAGAAUUGGGGAUUUGAAUGAUUACAUAGCUCCCUCACAGGGCUGUGUAGUUUCCCUCAAAUCUAAUUCUAAUAGAAUCAACAAAUCCGAGAAUGUGGGAAAAGCUGGAGCUUUGAGCAAACCAGUACAAACAGAACCCGUCAAAAUUUCUCUCAAAGAUUGCUUGGCUUGCAGUGGGUGCAUUACGUCAGCAGAAACAGUCAUGCUUGAGAAGCAGAGCUUAGAUGAGUUCCUUUCCAAUUUGGAAAAGGGAAGGACGACGGUUAUUGUCUCUCUCUCCCCCCAGUCUAGGGCCGCUCUCGCUGUUCAUUAUGGACUUUCUUCACUUCAGGUUUUCAGGAAGCUCACAACACUUUUUAAGUCUCUGGGUGUGAAAGCUAUAUUUGAUACCAGCUGCAGUAGAGACUUGACCCUAAUAGAAUCUUGUAACGAGUUUAUGGUGCGAUAUAAACAAUCCCAAUGUACUAGUAGUGGUGAGUCAAAGCCACCUUUACCUAUGAUUUCUUCCGCAUGUCCAGGUUGGAUAUGUUAUGCUGAGAAGACCCUUGGUUCUUACAUUCUUCCAUACAUUUCUUCAGUCAAGAGCCCCCAACAAACUAUUGGUGCAGUCGUCAAGAAUUUUAUAUGGCCAAAGCUAAGUGUAAGACCAGAAGAUAUAUACCAUGUGACUGUAAUGCCAUGUUAUGACAAGAAGCUCGAGGCUGCUCGUGAGGAUUUUGUGUUUCAAGUGGAUACAGAUAGUGAAAAAAUUACAGAGGUUGAUUCAGUUUUGACAACAGGAGAGGUUUUGGAUUUGAUACAGUUAAAAGCAGUUGAUUUUCAAUCCUUGGAAGAGUCCCCCCUAGAUAAAUUGUUCACAAAUAUUGAUGAGGAGGGCCAUCUUUAUGGCGUUCAUGGAAGCUCUGGAGGAUAUGCAGAGACCAUUUAUCGUCAUGUUGCAAAAGUGCUUUUAGAUCAAGAAGUUGAAGGCCCUUUAGCAUUCAAGACUAUAAGGAAUUCUGAUUUCCAAGAAGUGAGCCUAGAAGUGAAUGAUAAAUCUGUCCUGAAAUUUGCAUUAUGUUAUGGUUUCCGGAACCUGCAGAAUGUUGUUAGGAAAUUGAAAAUGGGGAAGUGUGACUACCAUUUCUUGGAGAUCAUGGCAUGCCCUUCAGGAUGCUUAAAUGGCGGCGGACAAAUAAAGCCACAACCUGGGCAGUCGGGGAAAGAGUUGAUUCAGCUGUUGGAGACAGCUUAUGUAGAAAAUGUUGUGGUUGCUGAUCCUUUCAACAAUCCCAUCACAAAGGGCCUAUACAGUGAGUGGCUUGAACAGCCUGGUUCAGAGAAAGCAAAGAGGUACCUGCAUACUGAAUAUCAUCCUGUAGUGAAAAGUAUCACUUCACAGUUGCAGAACUGGUGAGAUGCAAAAUAUCAGCUUUUAACUGAUUGGCCAAGUUCCAACUGUUCCCUUCUGGUGUUUUUCUGCAAGAGCUUCCCAAGUGGGUUUUGAUACUACACUGAAUUGUUCACAAUCUAUGUUCAUGAGUCUAUGCACCACAAUUUUGGUAGUGAAAGUGUUCACCCCAUCCUGUAAAUAUUUUGUCUUGCAAAUUACACAAAAGUCUAGGUUGCAAAACAUUGUUCCCCAUCUGGAUUGGAGUAUUAGUGCUGUACGUUUCAUAUCCCACAACCCCUGAUCUUUAUUUAUUUGGCCACUUAGUUUGUAUUUGUUAGAAACUUUUUUUUAUGCCAAUAGUAAAUAUCACCAGAAUCCUAGC
Messenger RNA from Solanum tuberosum (potato), 2023 nucleotides. RefSeq names its product protein NAR1. Lineage: Eukaryota; Viridiplantae; Streptophyta; Magnoliopsida; Solanales; Solanaceae. The coding region runs from base 244 to 1665 and encodes 473 amino acids. The record is from RefSeq and is a predicted model, not a curated record. The transcript is spliced from 11 exons.